Messenger RNA from Schizophyllum commune H4-8, 1674 nucleotides. Its product is annotated as molybdopterin binding oxidoreductase. Bases 232 to 1620 code for a protein of 462 amino acids. Gene Ontology annotation, cellular component: mitochondrion. The transcript has 4 exons. Gene Ontology annotation, molecular function: oxidoreductase activity; molybdenum ion binding. Lineage: Eukaryota; Fungi; Basidiomycota; Agaricomycetes; Agaricales; Schizophyllaceae. The record is from RefSeq and is a predicted model, not a curated record.
CUGAUCUGUAUACGACCGUCGCCAUACCGGAGCCUGCUAGGAUCCGUGCUACCGUGGAGAUUUCCUCGGUCACUCCCAGUGUCUUCGACCGAUUGUCCUACCGAUAACGACAGUGACUACCCACUGUGACACUACUCGUGUCCGUUCUGCUUCCAUUAGCCUUUGGCCCUUGCGCAGACGACCUUAGACUGGACAGCCAACUCAACCUAGAGGGAAUCUCCUCCCACCAUCAUGGAUCCAGCGCAAGAGGAGCUCUUCAUCGUCCGCCAGGAUAGUCCCCUCAACGCCGAGCCGCCCACCUCCGCUUUGGCAGAGUUCCCCAUCACUCCUGAGCAGCUCGUCUACCACCGCAACCACAGCGACGUCCCCGCGCACGACGGCACCCUCGUCGUCGGCGCCGAGGACCCCGCCGCGCCCGCCGACCCGCCCCCGGCAGAUCCCACCGAUCCCCACCCCCCACCGCGCCGCGUGCUGCCGGAUAUCACGCAGGCGACGACGUUUACCAUAGACGACCUUGAGAGACGCUUCCCGAAGGCGCGCGUGGAGGCCGUGCUGCAGUGCGCGGGGCUGCGGCGGGCGGAGAUGGGGGCGACGGGGCGGGAGGUGAAGGGCGUGCCGUGGGGCGCGGGGGUCGUGGCGAAUUGCUACUGGGGCGGGGUGCGGUUGCGGGAUGUGCUGCUGGAGGUGUUCCCGGGGCUGGAGAGGGAGGCAAAUGGGGCCAAUCGAACGGAUGAGCACGCGCAUGUGUGCUUCACGGCGCGGGGCGCGAAGUGCGAGGACGAUGCGUAUUAUGGGGCGAGCAUACCGCUGUCGAAGGCGCUGGAUCCGGAGGGGGAUGUGUUGGUUGCUUGGGAGAUGAACGACGAUGACAUACCUCCCGUCCACGGCGGGCCGCUACGCCUCGUCGUCCCAGGCUAUCUCGGCGCGCGCUGGGUCAAGUGGCUCGACGGCAUCUACCUGAGCAAUCGCGAGAGUCCGAACUACUACCAGGCGCGAGAUUACAAGGUACUCCCCGAAGAGGUCGAAGACAAGAAACAAGCCGCGCCAUGGUGGGAUAAGGUGCCCUCCAUGACCAGCAUGCCUCUCAAUUCCGUCAUCGCGAGCGUGACGAAGGUCGAGGACGAUGGCAUCCCUGCGGGCCACCUCCGCCUCCGCGUCAAGGGCUACGCGCUUCCCGCGCUCGGCGUACCGGUCGACGAGGUGCAGAUCAGCGUCGACGACGAGACGCAUAAGGUAGAUGAAGAGGGACGUGUGCCGGAUAAUGAGGCUCUGGCUGGAAAGCUGGCGGUCAAUGGCAAGCUGGCAGAACAUGGUGAGAAGCUGGCGGCAGCUGGAAAGCUGGUCAAGACAAGGAACAUCCAACAACUCCCGCUUCCCGAGGGCCUUGACGUUGACGCGCACCGGGUGUGGGAGGACGCGCGGAUCACGUACCAGGGCGGGCGCUGGGCGUGGACGCUGUGGGAGGGCGAGGUGGUGGCGAGGGCGCGGAAGGGGAAGAUUAUCGUGCGCUCAAGGGCGCUGUCGCGGACUGGGGAGGCUCAGCCGGAGAGUGGGAAGUGGAAUUUGCGUGGCGUCGCAUGGAAUGGAUGGAGCGUGGGCGAGUAUGAGGUGGAUGCGUGAAGGUGCUGUCUUUCGUAUAUUUAAAGAAAUAUAGGGCUUUUGGGAUAGAGCGCA